Aureobasidium pullulans EXF-150 is the source of this 600-nucleotide messenger RNA. RefSeq lists its product as uncharacterized. The transcript has 3 exons. The record is from RefSeq and is a predicted model, not a curated record. Lineage: Eukaryota; Fungi; Ascomycota; Dothideomycetes; Dothideales; Saccotheciaceae. The coding region runs from base 1 to 546 and encodes 181 amino acids.
AUGUCAGACCCAUCAAUCUAUACCUACCCUUCUCCUCUUGAAGGAUAUAAGAAUCUGCCUCGACUGUCAGACGAGAAAAAUGCAGAUGGCAAAUCGUACGUAAACCCGCCAGCAUCCAAGCCCAGCCCAGCCUACGACUCCUUCACCUCCCCCAUCACAAACGACGAACGCGGCGGCUUCGACGUCCACAUCUACUUCCAACAAAACAUCGACACAGAAGUGACCUUUGCGACCGAACUAUGGGAACGUAUCCGACGAGAAUUCCCAGAACUUCGCAUCUACAGAAUAUGGGAUAAACCAAUCGGACCCCACCCCAUCGCCAUGUUCGAAGUCAAUCUAUUUACGCCAGCACAAUUCGGUGCGUUUAUCCCUUGGUUGGUGAUAAACCGUGGUCCCUUGUCUGCUCUGUUGCAUCCAAACACCGGCGAUGAUAUCCGCGAUCACACUCAACGAGCCACUUGGCUAGGACAACCGUUCCCCCUACAAGUGGGUCUGCUCAGACGAAUGCUAGAAAACAAAGCCCAAGAGGCUGGGCAAAAGGAUUAAAAGAUAUAUCUAGGACUGUACAGUUGCGUAAGAAAUGCAAAAAGGCUGCUUUUG